CCCUAACAACCACAAUCCAUUCCUUGAAGCCUUCGCCAUGUGCAAUGGGUGCAUCCAAAUGUCCUACUCCAUCAAAGCUUCAGUUCGCAGUCCUUUACAUGGCUUUAGCGCUAGCUUCACUUGGUGUCGGGGGCACACGUUUUACAAUUGCAACCAUGGGAGCUGAUCAAUUUGACGAUGCCAAAGAUCAAGGGAUAUUUUUCAAUUGGUACUUUUUGGCAUUAUACAUUGCCAAUUGUGUUAGCUUAACAGCUCUCAUCUACAUUCAAGACAAUGUGAGUUGGGGUUUAGCAUUUGGGAUUUGCACCGUCCUGAAUGCUAUUGCUUUGGUACUUUUUUUAUCGGGAAAACGAUAUUACCGACGCAUCAAGCCUAAGAGAAGCCCAUUCCUUAGCAUUAUGUGUGUAAUAUUUGCAGCGAUUCGGAAGAGAAAUGUCCCAGGCACUUUUGGCAGUCAAGAUUAUUAUUAUGGAAGUGUUGAGAUGACAAAUAUCUUUAAUAAUGGUCCAAGUAAAAGUUUAAGAUUCUUGAAUUGCGCAGCCCUAAAAAUUGAGAGUGAAGAUAGUCAAUCGAGUCGUUCCAAUGCAGGAUCAUGGAAGCUCUGCACAGUGGAAGAAGUGGAAGACCUCAAAACCCUACUCAAGAUCAUGCCAUUAUGGUCAAGUAGCAUUCUCUUAAGUACCACCAUAGGUGUGCUUAACAGCCUGGCAAUCGUCCAAGUUCUAACCAUGGAUCGACAUCUCGGACCACACUUCAAAAUCCCAGCAGGUUCUUUCAUAAUGUUUAACCUACUAGCCACAGCUCUCUCAAUCUUUAUCAUUGACCGUUUCCUCCACCCAGCAUGGCAAAAGUUCAUCCCUAUUUGGCCUCUGACACCCCUUCGACGAAUCGGGAUUGGCCACAUCAUCAAUAUCCUUGCCAUGAUGGGAUCUGCCCUAAUCGAAAUGAGGCGUCUCCAUGUGGUCCGAACACAUCAGCGGGUCACUAAUCAGUCUGACUAUGUGGUACCCAUUUCCGGUCUAUGGCUUGUUGUGCCACUAACAAUUUUAGGUAUUGGUGAGGCAUUUCACUUCCCUGGACAAAUUGCAUUGUACUACCAAGAAUUUCCGAAGUCAUUGAAAGGUACUUCCACGGCAAUGAUAUCGUUACUAAUUGCAAUCGGGCUUUAUCUAAGUACCGUCAUCAUGAAUUUAGUUCGUAAAAUAAUAGGAUGGUUGCCGGAUAACAUUAACCAUGGAAGAUUGGAUAAUGUGUUUUGGAUGUUGGCAGUAAUUGGAGUAGUGAACUUGGGAUAUUAUUUAGUUUGUGCAAAGUUGUUCAAGUAUCAAAAUCUAGAGAAAUCUAAUGACUCUGGUAGUCAUGUUCACUAGAAGGAAAAUUUCUCUUCUUUGAGAUAAUUGUGUUUGUUUGGAUUUUAUUUUCACGUUUGUUGCCAAUUUGGAUGUAAUUUCUAAGUUUUUUUACUUUGAAAUAAUUGUGCUUGUUUGAAAUUUGUAUAAUAAAUUUUCAUGUUUGU
Theobroma cacao (cacao) is the source of this 1516-nucleotide messenger RNA. The record is from RefSeq and is a predicted model, not a curated record. Lineage: Eukaryota; Viridiplantae; Streptophyta; Magnoliopsida; Malvales; Malvaceae.